Molecule: messenger RNA, 749 nt
Organism: Moneuplotes crassus
Lineage: Eukaryota; Ciliophora; Spirotrichea; Euplotida; Euplotidae
Source: the annotation of a GenBank genome assembly
AUAAAUUUAAGAUAAAGCCAUCUUCAUUCAAAUAUGGUAAAUCAGCCCGGUAAUUCGCUUGUAAAAUACGAUGGAGCUAUUGUGGUCAGUUCCUCAGGUGGAGGAAAGAAGGGAAAGAAGCAGUUAGCUCCACUAGAGAAGGCAGCCACUACUAAGAAUGAAGACUUCUUGAACUCCAUCCUUCCUCCUCGUGAGUAUACCGAAAACGGUCAGCUUUUAGUCCAAUAUGUUUCUCCAACACCUGCGACUAGGAUCGAUGUUAUCAAUCUUCAAGAGGAGCUUGAAAAUAAGCUCCAGAUCAGAAGAGCGAGAGAAACAGGUAUUUGACCUUUUAGGGAAGAGUUAUAUGCCCAGUGCUUCGAUGAACUUAUCAGACAAAUCACUAUUAAUUGUGCCGAGAGAGGUUUCCUAUUGGUCAGAGUCAGAGACGAAAUUAAAAUGACAAUUCUUGCAUACCAAACUCUCUAUGAAAGUGCGAUUGCCUUUGGUAUGAGAAAAGCUCUUCAGUCAGAACAAAAGAAAAGUGAUAUGAGCAAUCAGAUCAAAGAACUUGAAGCCAAAUGCAGUGAGCUUGAAAAAGAAGUAGAGACGCUUCAGAUAAAUAUCGAAGAAACUAUUAGAAAGGACGAAGAAGAGGCUAUUAAAGACGAGAAGAACCACAAGGAUAAAGUAGCUAGCUACAAAGAAAACCUCAAGGAUUACAAGAAAGAACUCGAGCACAUACUUUCUGCUCCACAAAAAUAAUACUU